Messenger RNA from Aureococcus anophagefferens, 1896 nucleotides. RefSeq lists its product as hypothetical. The record is from RefSeq and is a predicted model, not a curated record. Bases 1 to 1896 code for a protein of 631 amino acids. Lineage: Eukaryota; Pelagophyceae; Pelagomonadales; Pelagomonadaceae. The transcript has 4 exons.
AUGACUCGAAGGCGACUUUGUUCGAAGACGACUUUGAUGGCGCAGAGAGGACAAAAGCGGGCUGCGGACGACGACGGCGAGGCUGCCUUCCUAGCCGACCUCGAUGGCCUCUUCGAGCCCGACGAGCCCACGGCGCUCGUCGAGGCCAAGAAGCAGAAGGGGCGCCCCUUGGGGAGCGUCUCCGGGCCGACCUCCCGCCCCACGCACUUCCUCAAGGCCUGCGUGGACGCCAAGGCCGGCAAGGCGUGGCUCAUGGAGCUGCCCUACAAGUACCGGCAGAUUGGGAACAACAAGACGCGCGCCGUGCUCCGUUGCACGGCGCACCAGACCUCUGAGGGUGGACCGCGCGUCGCUCCGCGUCCAGCGCGCGCGCGCGCCGCGCGCAUGACCCCCAACCCCCCAGGUGCUCGCAUGAGAUCCAUAAGGAUCGAGGCGGGGCAGAAGGCGUCCAAGAUCCACGGCGACCUCAUCGUCGAGGCGGGCCAGGACGCGGCCCGGAAGGCGGCCCUGCCUGACCUCGCGCAGGUGCAGUCGUACGUCAAGAACUACAAGCUCCGCCACGCGCCGCGCUGGAAGCUCGAGAACGUCGCGGACCUGCAGCUCUACUACGGCACGUCCAAGGUCCACGACAAGGCCGGCUUCGACGCGCUCGUCGCGUCGAAGGGCACCGACGCCUUCGUGCUCAUCGACAUGAUCACGCUCACGGACGGCGAGGGCGGCGUGUACGAGGCCUGCCUCUUCUCGUCGUCGACCAUGCUCAACAUCGGCAAGAAGGCGGCCGCGGUCUACGGCGAGGACAACAUCCUCUGCGUCACCGACGGCAAGCACAAGACUGAGGCCGCCGGCUGGAUCAUCAUCCCGUUCGGCACGUCGACGCGCUACUUCGACAGGGACAAGGGCAAGUACUCCAACAAGUUCCUCCCCAUCGCGUACAUCUUCACCAAGUCCGAGACCAAGGACGUCUUCACGUUCGCCCACGCGGGCACCGUCAAGGCGCUCUCCGUCUUCAUGGGCGUCAAGGUCACGUUCAGCGCGCUCUGCGCGGACGCCUCUCCGGCGAUCCGCUCCGGCUUUUUGGGCUUCGAGCCCCCCCUCGACCCGGGCAUCGCGGGGGUCGCGGACGUCGCGGACAAGGGCGUCGACGACCUCGACGACGACGGCAUCACGACGGCGCGCGGCGAGGACGAGAACGUCGCGCCGCAGUCGCCCAACGUGCGGGACCGCUCGUCGCACGUCCUCAAGGGCCCCCCGCCGCGUCCAAGGAAGGUCCGCGGCGACGACGACGACGAGGAGCAGGAGUCGGAGGACGAGUGCCCCGUCGACGAGGAGGCCGCGCGCGAGAUCGGCGAGGCGCUGGUCAAGCGGGCGAGAUACACGAUCACGAUCCCCCAGGAGCGGAUGCGCGCGGGCGUCGCGGAGCGCUGGCGCGACGUCGACGUCAAAGACCCCGUGACGCGCCGAUGGUUGAACCGCCUCUACAACGCGGCCAUCGACGAGUCGGUCAAGGAGGGCACGCCGGUCUGGUUGGACGGCCUGGAGGACGCCGCGCUCGAGGCCGCGCGCGUCCAGUACAUCCAGGAGGACGUGGACUGGCGUCACUACGACAAGUUCGAGGAGCUCUUCGAGGGUUUCCUGAGCGAGUUCAACCUCGAGCGCACCAAGGAGCGGCGUGCAUGGGUGAAGGGCAUCGCGUGCGCCCACCUCAAGCGCGGCCAGGAGGCCGAGAAGGGCGACGGGGUCGUCGCGGACAAGCGCGAUGCCGCGGGGUCGCCGCGCGGCGAGCCCCAGGUCGCCGUGCGCCACAUGAAGCAACCGCCCUGCCCGACCCUCCUCAGCGGGGAUGGCUGCGCCAUCCAAGCGCGGUCCGUCGGCCUUCAUCCUGGCAUAUUUAAUUGA